This is a messenger RNA of Aphanomyces astaci, 3096 nucleotides long. RefSeq lists its product as hypothetical. Bases 64 to 3096 code for a protein of 1010 amino acids. NCBI's taxonomy places the organism in Eukaryota, Oomycota, Saprolegniomycetes, Saprolegniales, Verrucalvaceae. The transcript is spliced from 10 exons. The record is from RefSeq and is a predicted model, not a curated record.
GCCCUACAGCUGCAUCGCGCUGUAACGUGAAGGCGGCGUGGUGCAACAUCAGUUACGAGGUGCAUGGAAGGAAGCCACCGACUAGCGUGUGUGGAUUCGUUGCUGGCGUUGCUUGAGCGAGAGACGAAGUUGCAGACAAACGGCGACGAUGCCAUUGGCAGCACCAGAAAGCAACAGGAAUGCCUCUCCGUGUGCGGCCACUUUGUCGAAUUGGCGUGCUCGCAUGCGCUGUGGAGUGUCCAAGCCAAGGACGACAGGCCAGCAUGGUCAUUGCUGGGGAAAUCGAAGGCGUUGCUUGACCUCCACAGCAACUCGAUAGGCCAACGACCCGUUCACGACACCGUCCACAUCACAUGGCUCGAGCUACGUCUGCGAGUGGCCAAGCAGCUUGGAGCUGUGAGUCGACGCAUCGAUGCGAUGGACGAGACCAUGAAGUACGUGUACGAAGCAAUGGCCAUCGAAUACACCUUGUUCGAUGUCUUUUCUGCAGACAAGCACAGCCGCGACCGCGUCCUGCGCCACCGCACGUCGAUUGCCAAAGCGCACAUGCAGAUUGCCGACUUUUUCGCCAGCGUACACGAGCACUCUGCCGCCGCCGUGAAUGCUCAACAUGCUGCGUCGAUGCUGUUUGAAGGGUUGGUCGUGUGGACCAAGCUGGCUCCGGCUGCCCAAGACACUACUGUGCGCGAUCGCGUGGCGGGCAAGUUGGCGCUGGCACUGCACAACUAUGGGGCCGAGCUCGAGCAUUUGGACGAGUCGUCGAACGCGCUGCAAGCGUACCGAAAGGCGUACGAAGUGAGCGCUGCGUGCUUUGGAAAAGACCACGACAACACCAAGACCAUGGGGCGCACCCUUCAGUCGUUCUCGAUGGCCCUGAAAGAAGGCCCGCUGUCGCCCCCGCCAAAGAAAUGCCCGUCGCCCCCCCGAACCCCCCACGACAAGCAAGACCGAUGGCGCUCCAGCACCAUUUGGCCCGCCUUGCUCAAGCGACUACAUGAGAACUAUACAGACGACGUGAUCACUUUUGACUUGUCCCCUCCAAAAAAGCCCCCAAAACAGUCCGGACCAGUCAGCACUGCCAAGCCAAAGCCCCCGCUCGUGAUUGCCAACCCCAUGACGUCCAUGUUCGCCCCCAAGAACGUCACGUACGCCCCGGUGCUACUCCAUCGAGAGGUCGUCACUCGCUCCACGGACGCCCCAACGAAACAACAGCGCCCCGCCACGGCAAAAUCACCAUGGAAUAAGACGUCCCCUCCUAAAGACUCGUCUCCAUACGCUUUCAAUCCACGUCACCCUGUCGUGGCCGCCGCCCGACCUCCAUUAGCAUCCUUCGAUGCCACCCCCCACCGCCCCAAGACGGCCGGCCUUAUCAAGCGGACGACAACGACACCAGGCCAGCCAUCGCCGCGUCUUCAAAUGGGAUCAAUCACCAAACCGUUUGUGGCCGUUCCAGUAUAUGGGAAUGGCGAUCUGGCAGCACCAGAUCCGAUCCCUAGGGGCACGGAUGCCCGUGACGGACUGCGAAUACCCCAACGAGACACACUAGAAGACGACGAGACCGUUCCGACGCCCGUUGCAAAACUGCACGCGACGCUCAAGUUGGCCGAAGCUAUGGCGGUAGAGGAUGAAAUGCACGAACCGUCGAGUGCUAGGUCCAAGUUGUUGGCCAAGCGCGAACAACGCAUGCGAGAGCGACGACCGAGUGCCACGUCACAAAUGACGAGCUCUCUCGAUGCGAUGCAUUGUGCGGACUCUGACAUGGACAGUACUGGUACUAUCAAUCAUGACAUACGGGACGACGACAAACCAUCUGCGAGCGACCAACACAGUGACACUACGGGUGCUCACCGUGCUCACCCAGAAAUGAACGAGGCAUCAAGCGCCAACGCCAGACUAGAAAUUGCUCGACAACUUUCAGAGCAAGUGCUUGGCUCGGUGUUACGAGCUGCGUCAAGCCCAGACAAAGGGGCGGGUGCAGUUUGUGGCCCAACUAAGGCCUCGUUGACCCCGCUGGCAGCGCACCAUGCGGACAAGGGCAGUCCCAUCUGUUCUGAAGACAACCAAGGGCCAAUGGAACUGCCGCCAGUGGCUACCAGUCACGACUUUGUGCGGCAGUUGUCCCAUCGAGUGGUGGAGUUCGUUUUUGAAUCCCUGAGCCCCACUAAUGCAGCUCAGAAACCGCCCCAUCCGUCAGAGUUGGCCGUGGAGGAGGGCCCCAAGCUGCCGCCUCCUUCGCUUUCUCCAACGCCACGCCGCCUACCCACGCUUGACAAUAUCGACCUGGCACCAGCCACAAUGACCGCGUUCAUGGCCCCUCCCCAAUCUUUAUGGCGGACUCGAACCAACUCAUGUGAUUGUUCCAUUGAUUUGGAGGCAGUUGCGAGUGCAGUGGAAUCGCAGCAUUUGAACUCGCUGGUGGUUUCACUAACAUGCACCCCCGACGAAGGGUUUCUAAUCGAAGUUGAUCCAUCCUUUAUCCCUGGCGAUUUCCUCCAAAACGCGACGACCGCCCCUCAUUCACUACCGACUGUGUGCUACGACCCCCCGCCCGACACGAACGACCCCUCCCCUCCAGAAAGCCACCUUCACAUGCUGGCUCGACAAUUCACUUCGCGUGUGUGUCAUGCAGCGGUGCAGAGUCUCGUCCGUGUUGACUCGCUCGAAAGCGACGCUGACACCGCCUUGCUCACCCCUUCGUCUAGUCGUCAUAGCCCCUCCACUGAAUCCCCCGACAGCUUGGGCCUUGCAUCACCCCCAUCGACGUCGUCCGUGACCGUGACGACAACCGACGAGUCCCCCAUGUCCCCUGCCAGGUCUAGUCGAAGUCGAAGGAGGAGGCGCUCCACCAGUUCAAGUAGUAGCAGUAGUAGCAGUAGUACUACUAGUAGUAGUAGUAGUAGCAGGAGUAGGUCACGGAGCAGCAGAAGUCGCUCCCACGUGAGUCUGUUGUCGUCGAGCUCUUCGUCGACGUCCACCGACACAAUCGAAUGCGACAGAUCUUCGCCAACGAUAAGAAGUGGACCGACAAGCGACGCCACGUCACUUCCCUCGUCCUCCACGACAAGCAAUCCCCCCGUUCCCCCACUGUCCCCCUAA